Molecule: messenger RNA, 1194 nt
Organism: Cucurbita pepo subsp. pepo (vegetable marrow)
Lineage: Eukaryota; Viridiplantae; Streptophyta; Magnoliopsida; Cucurbitales; Cucurbitaceae
Source: RefSeq, a predicted model, not a curated record
UGAGUUGCUCGAAUUGGAUGGAUUGUGGCUUUCAGGUGUCGGAUUUUCCGAGUUUCUCACAAUCCAUCCCUUCCCGUCAUCGUCUUCAACCAUACAGCUUCUUCUCAGGUACUCUCAACCGAGUUUGAUCCGAUACCUUCACAAUUGGGCAGAAGGAGGUUCAAUUUCGGCUCACCGAUUCAACUGCAAACUCAAACACAACGCAGCUUUUUUAUGGGUGAGGCCAAUAAAUCCACCUCCACCGCCGAGGAGGACUUGUUGCUCAAGACCUUCUUCGCCGAAGUUAGCGAAGUUGAAAGAGAUAACGAAGUUAUCAGGAUCUUGUCCUGCUUCAAAUUGAAUCCCUUCGAGUAUCUGAAGUUACCAUUUGAUGCAACUCCAGAAGAGGUGAAAAGACAAUAUCGUAAGUUAUCAUUGCUGGUUCACCCUGAUAAAUGUAAGCAUCCACAGUCGAAAGAAGCAUUUGCAGCAUUGGCAAAAGCACAGCAGCUAUUACUUGAUGAGCAGGAAAGGGGUUAUAUUCUUAGCCAAGUCAAUGCAGCAAAAGAAGAACUUCUAGCAAAGAGGAAGAAACAUUUGAAGAAAGAUACAGCUUCGAAAAUAAAAUCAUUGGUUGAAGAGGGAAAAUACGAGCAGCAGUAUGAGCGUACAGAAGAAUUCAAGCAAGAGUUAAAAUUGAAAGUUCGAGAAAUAUUAACAGAUCAAGAAUGGAGGAGAAGAAAGAUGCAGAUGAGGAUUUCUGAGGAAGAAGGAAGAUUGAAAAAAGAUGAAGAAGAAACAAAAGAAAUGUGGAAGAAAAAGCGUGAGCAUGAAGAGCAGUGGGAAGGAACAAGAGAACAAAGGGUUUCAAGCUGGAGAGAUUUUAUGAAGGGUGGAAAGAAGGCUAAGAAAGGAGAAACUCGACCACCAAAGCUGAAGACUGAGGACCCCAACAAAUCAUACGUGCAGCGGCCAGUAAAGCGAGGUUAAUUGGUUCUAUUUCAUAUAAAAUUUGCACUGCAUCCACUUCUAGGCUCCGGCGAAUUCUAGGGAGAUUGUGGUUGUAGGCUGACUCUAGUUUCAGAUCUUAUUAUUACUCGCUUGUAAACUACGCAGUUAGAAUGCCAAGUCUUAUUCAUACAAUAUCAUUGUAGCACUAAUGCUUUGUAGUUUGGUUUUGUGAUAUAAAUAGAGCAUUUUAAGAAUUGACUGUCA